Anopheles maculipalpis is the source of this 579-nucleotide messenger RNA. RefSeq lists its product as uncharacterized. Lineage: Eukaryota; Metazoa; Arthropoda; Insecta; Diptera; Culicidae. The record is from RefSeq and is a predicted model, not a curated record. The transcript is spliced from 2 exons. Bases 1 to 579 code for a protein of 192 amino acids.
AUGAAGGGUUUAACAACGGCAGUAAUCCAAACGAUACGAUCGUCCAUCCUGCUCACGUUGGUGAUCUUCGUGGUGCAACUUUGCGCCGGUCCAGUGACGGUUAUGUACGAACGAGUGGAACAGUUGGAAGGUUUCGAUGUGGUGGACGGCCGUAAAAUGCGUAUUGGGAAGUACAAUCGAACAGUUUCCGUGCUGAAUGGAACGUUUGAUCUCCGCGAGCUGAAUGACGACUAUUCCUUUACCGUCGAGCUAGCGUACAGUACGCUAGGUAAUAAUCAGUUCAUACGUUCGUCCUUCCGUUUGCCGUUGCAAAAGAUGUGCCAGUUUCUAAACACCACCUAUCGGGAUUAUCGGGAGUUUUAUCGAAAUAUGACCAACUUUCCCGAUGCGGGCGUAUGUCCGGUAGAGCCCAAACAGUACUAUAUCAAGAACAAGGUGCUGGAUGCAAAGAUAUUCAACGAUUACUUCCAAGCAGGCUUGUGGAAAAUCAGCUUACUCUUGUACGAAAAAAGCAAUCUUGAUUUGUCCAUCGUUGUGGCCGAGUUACUGUUCCAAGUGUCACGUGAAGGAUUGUUUUAG